Molecule: messenger RNA, 2792 nt
Organism: Pseudophryne corroboree (corroboree frog)
Lineage: Eukaryota; Metazoa; Chordata; Amphibia; Anura; Myobatrachidae
Gene: XRRA1
Product: X-ray radiation resistance associated 1
Exons: 18
Coding region: 143-2485 (780 amino acids)
Cellular component (GO): nucleus
Molecular function (GO): protein binding
Source: RefSeq, a predicted model, not a curated record
ACGCCGGGAGUUGUAGUUCCCAGUGCCGGAGGGGCGGUAAGAUGAGAGCGUCUUUAGUUGCUAGGAGACGGGGAGAUUGUUCUGGGACCGGGGGCAGAGGACGGGGAGAGGAGAGGCGCCGGGAACCGUAGCCCCGACAGCAAUGGCUUCUGCAGGACUGUACAUGGAUUCUGGUGGGCGGCACAUGACGAACUGUUUCCCAGCAAGAAGCCUGUUCCGAACACCUAAUAGAGGGGCCGGUCAUUGGCUGAUGGCCCAGAGGGAUGUCCAGGACCAGACAUUGCGGCCUGUGGUUUGCUCCGCAUCUGCAGAACAGAAGAACAAAUCCGACACCAAGAACAUUACACGUCGCAGCAGUAUCGGGCCCUCACGAGAGCUGACAGAGGGGCCACAGUGCGUCCUGGAUACUGUGUUCCUGAUGAGGAUUCAUCACCUGAAGAAGCCCUCGGACCUGUGCGCCGUGGAUGUGAGCGACAGGAACCUGACUUCUGCCAAGGAGGAAGAGUUUGGCCAGUUCACCUGUGUCGCGUACAUGAAUGCAGCGGAGAAUAUGCUGACUCUCGAGAGUUUCCGGACGUUUCCCGGUCUCCGAGAACUCGAUCUGUCUAUGAAUGGGAUCCGCAGGAUAAGUGUAAGCAUCGGAGACUUCCUGCAGCUGGAGGUCCUGAAUCUGUCGUACAACAGUCUUGCUGCCAGGGAUAUUGCACAGUUGGGGGUACUCCCACGGCUCCGAGUACUCUACCUGUCAGGAAAUGGACUAGCACAUCUGCCCGUGGACCUGAGUGUGUCACCUUGGAGCGACGCCGGAAUUACAAUGUUUCCAUGUCUGGAGAUCCUGAUGCUGGAUGAUAACAAGCUGUCCCACCCGGCUGUAUUCGGGAGCCUGGCCGGCCUGAAAAGCCUGCGUGUGUUGAACCUGGACAGAAAUGCUAUUUCUGCAGUCCCAUACCUACACGAGUCACCCAGCAGAGAGGCCGAGCCAGCUGGGACUGUGGGAGGGAGCAGCCACGGGACGCAGGAGGUAGAGGGGAGAGGACACGCAGAGGACCCCAGCGCGAUGGCAGAGGAGAGACUCGAUUACAUCAUUCUGCCCAAUGGAAAGGACACUGACAGAACAGAAGUGAUUUUCCGAUCCACCAGCAGCCGCCUGAAGUAUGAACCUUUACCGGAACCCCUGGAUACGACCAUCAGCUUCUCCUUCCUGCCCAGCUUUCUGCUCCCCUCCACAGAGCAGCUGUCCGACGCAGCCUCCCCUCCCCUCCCGAACCUGAGCUCCCUGAGCCUGGCUGAUAACAAGAUAAUGUAUGAGGAUGAUCUGUUAGCGGUGGCUCUCUUCCCCUCACUGGAGGAGCUGGUGAUCUAUGGGAAUCCUCUGACCACUCUCAGGAAAGGAGAUCCGCCGUUACUCUGGAACUUCCUCCAACAGCGACUUGGUAUCAAAAUCAUUCGUAAAAAAUCAACGAGACACCAUAAGCCUCAUCUUAUUAUUCCUGUGACAGAAAAGAGGAAGGUCAGAACACACGUUCCCAAAAUCCCUAAGCAGCCGCUGAUGCUAGAGCCUCCGUUACACCCGUUCCUGAGGCUGCCGUUUUACGAGAGUGAUGUAAUGGAGUCUGUGAUGUCAUCAACCCCUCUUCCUCCAAUCAGAACCUCUUCAGCAGGACCGUGUGGCGCACCCAUGGAGCAGAGUCCUGAAUCGGUCGGCUCUUCAGAGACCUCGGAGAGGGAGAUGAGCUUCUGCUCUGACCCCACCGUGGAGUCCGUCUUCAUGACUCAGGUGGACAGUCUGGAUCCCAUCCAUAACUCCAGCCCGCAAACGACCUCAGAGGAGCCGGAUCCAGCCAGCCAUGGGCAGGGAGAGAUCCCAGAGAGGUUCCAGGGCUACGAGGAGCCGGAUCCAGCCAGCGAUGGGCAGGGAGAGAUCCCAGAGAGGUUCCAGGGCUACGAGGAGCCGGAUCCAGCCAGCGAUGGGCAGGGGGAGAUCCCAGAGAGAUUCAGGGGCUACGAGGAGCUGUUUGAUGUGAAGACAGAUCCAGAUUUCAUUGAGCCAGUAGGUAUACAGAACAACGUGCGGGCUCUGGAGUACGCACUGUCGCACCUGCUUGUGUACAGGGACCAUAAGCCACGACUGGACAGCAUCCAGAAGCCGCACAUCCCACAGAGGAGCAAGUUUGGAAGAGAAAUUUGUCAGAUCCCUCAGAAGAAGAAUAGGAAGGAGGUUCUAUCAGAAAUUGUGACAGACAUGAGGGAGCGGCGACAGCUGAUGGAGAUCAGCCUGGAUUCUGCUCUGCAGAAGGAGAAGUCCAGCAAAGAGCACAAAGAAGCAAAACUGCUGCUGAAAGAAUUGCACAGAAAGUACAAAGUGUUCCUCGCAGAGGCUGUGCAUCGCGCGGCGGAGCUGGAGACCAGCCUUCGUCUGAGCGCCCAGGAGCUUCUAGAGGCUCAGAGUAAACUGGGCCACACACAGAGCAAGGCAGUUCAAUGAAGGUCCAGAGAACAUCCUCACGGGUUCAGCAAGUUACUCUGUUCCUUCUGGCUUUUCAGGACACUUACCUUCACUUUAUCAAUGGCGAUGCGAGGAAACGUCCGGUAGAGCUGCUGAGUACUCGGACCUCCCAUGGAACCAUAACGAGCGUCUCGUUGUUUACAUUUCCCAAUAUAAAUAUUCCACCUGUUUCGUGGAGUUUUAUCCCUUUUACUCGCUGCUCCUACUUGUAAACUUCUCCUCUAUAAUUACAUUGGAGUUAGUCCAUUCGUGUUUUAUAUUACAUGAAUAAACUCUCAGAAAUUCA